Molecule: messenger RNA, 500 nt
Organism: Patiria miniata (bat star)
Lineage: Eukaryota; Metazoa; Echinodermata; Asteroidea; Valvatida; Asterinidae
Product: acyl carrier protein
Exons: 5
Coding region: 113-352 (79 amino acids)
Biological process (GO): fatty acid biosynthetic process; lipid A biosynthetic process
Cellular component (GO): cytosol
Molecular function (GO): acyl carrier activity; acyl binding
Source: RefSeq, a predicted model, not a curated record
CUGAACUCGGUGACCUGCUGCGGCGGACCGGCCACUGUGGUUUUACACUGAAGGCCGGGACCUUAUUCACUUUGGUUGAGGCAUCAGGCACGUACGGUACCUUUCACUCAGAAUGUCGACGAAUGUAGAAGAAAGAGUUAAAAAGAUAGUCGUAGAACAACUUGGCGUUGACGAAGCAGAGGUAAAGAAUGAAGCCAGUUUCGUGGAAGACUUAGGAGCAGACAGUUUGGACACUGUAGAGUUGGUGAUGGCGAUGGAGGAAGAAUUCGGUACGGAAAUUCCCGACGAGGAGGCCGAAAAGAUAACAACUGUUCAAGGAUGUAUUGAUUAUAUUAACGCAGCACUGAACUAAUAGCCACCUCUACCUGUGCGGUGAUUACGUAUCCAGCGUGCCUGAUAGCUGAUCGCGGCGUCCCAUACGGCCUAUGAAACAUUGUGAUCGUUUAAUUUUGGUUGUUUGUGUUUCUGUGAAGAUUAAAAAACCCAUGUAGAACCUAUAA